AUGGCGACAGUUGAUGUAAGGUACAGUAGUGACAAUAUUUAUGGUUGUGAUGAUGAUAGUUGUGAUGAUGAUAGUUGUGAUGGUGAUGACGAUGAUAAUUGUGAUGAUGAUAAUUGUGAUGAUGAUAAUUGUGAUGAUGAUAAUUGUGAUGAUGAUAAUUGUGAUGAUGAUAAUUGUGAUGAUGAUAAUUGUGAUGAUGAUAAUUGUGAUGAUGAUAAUUGUGAUGAUGAUAAUAGUGAUGAUUAUAAUUGUGAUGAUGAUAAUUGUGAUGAUGAUAAUUGUGAUGACUGA
Molecule: messenger RNA, 291 nt
Organism: Paramuricea clavata
Lineage: Eukaryota; Metazoa; Cnidaria; Anthozoa; Malacalcyonacea; Plexauridae
Source: the annotation of a GenBank genome assembly